AUGAUCUUUUCUAGAACAUCUACUUGGGGUCUCGAAGGUAGACCCUUGAGAGCCAUGGUGACGGCUACCGCCACCAUUGGUUUCUCUCUUUUCGGUUACAACCAAGGUAUGAUGUCUGGUAUCAUUACCGGUGAAUAUUUCAACAAAGAAUUCCCUGCCACCAUGGCCGGUGACAACUGGGCCGCCGCCGUUGGUGAGGAUGAGGAUAUCCCAGAACCAUCUGAGGCUGCGAAGUCUCACGCUUCUGUUAUUCAGGGUGCUGUUACUGCUUGUUACGAAUUGGGUUGUUUCUUCGGUGCCAUCUUUGCCUUGAUCAGAGGUGAGAGAAUUGGCCGUAAGCCUAUGGUUGUCGUCGGCUCCAUCAUCAUUAUCAUUGGUACUAUCAUUUCCACUACCUCUUUCCACCACGCCUGGGGUCUUGGUCAAUUCGUUAUUGGACGUGUGAUCACUGGUGUUGGUAACGGUUUUAACACUGCCACUAUUCCAGUGUGGCAGUCUGAGAUGUCUAGAGCCGAGAACAGAGGUAGAUUGGUCAACUUGGAGGGUUCCGUUGUCGCUGUGGGUACUUUCAUUGCCUACUGGUUGGACUUUGGAUUCUCCUACAUUGACUCCUCUGUCCAGUGGAGAUUCCCCGUUGCUUUCCAGAUCUUCUUCGCUGGAACCUUGUUUCUCGGUAUUGUCGGUAUGCCUGAUUCUCCUAGAUGGUUGAUUUCCAAGGACAAGAAGGACGAGGCCUUGACUGUCUUGUCUAAGAUGAAGGGUGUUUCUGUUGACCACGACGAGGUUUACGCUGAAUUCACUUUCAUCCAGGACUCCGUCACCAGAUUCUCCAGAGCCCAGCUCGGCUUCAAGGACUUGUUCUCCGGUGGUAAGUCUCAGCACUUCCAGAGAAUGGUUAUCGGUGCUUCUACCCAGUUCUUCCAGCAGUUCACUGGUUGUAACGCUGCCAUUUACUACUCCACUGUGCUUUUCGAGACCUACAUUUUCCAGGGUCAGAGACGUUUGUCUUUGAUUCUCGGUGGUGUUUUCGCUUCCGUCUACGCUUUGGCCACCAUUCCAUCUUUCUUCUUGAUCGAUACCUUCGGUAGAAGAAACUUGUUCUUGCUUGGUGCCUUGGGUCAGGGUAUUUCCUUCACCAUCUGUUUCGGUUGUUUGAUUGACCCAACCCCAGAGAACUCCAAGGGUGCUGCUGUGGGUAUUUACUUGUUUAUUACCUUCUUUGCCUUCACCAUCUUGCCAUUGCCAUGGAUCUACCCACCAGAGAUCAACCCAUUGAGAACCAGAACCUUUGCCACUGCCAUCUCCACCUGUACCAACUGGAUCACCAACUUCGGUGUUGUCAUGUUCACUCCAGUUUUCAUGGAUGCUUCCGCCUGGGGUGCCUACCUUUUCUUUGCCUUGAUGAACUACUUGUUUGUCCCAGUCAUUUUCUUCUUCUACCCUGAGACUGCCGGCAGAACUUUGGAGGAAAUUGACAUUAUCUUCGCCAAGGCCCACACUGACGGCCGCCAGCCAUGGAGAGUUGCCGCCACCAUGCCUAAGCUUUCGCUUAAGGAGAUUGAGGACCAGGGUAACCAGCUUGGCUUGUUCGACGAGGAGUUUGAGAAGGAGCACUUCGAUGUUAAGGAGGAUGUCACCUCCAACUCUUCUCAGGCCGAAGCCGAGGAGGGUGUGUUGAAUGAGAACAAGGCUGCUAACCAGGUUUAG
Messenger RNA from Candidozyma duobushaemuli, 1707 nucleotides. It is a transcript of the gene HGT10, whose product is annotated as glucose-inactivated glycerol proton symporter. The record is from RefSeq and is a predicted model, not a curated record. Gene Ontology annotation, molecular function: carbohydrate:proton symporter activity. Gene Ontology annotation, cellular component: membrane. Gene Ontology annotation, biological process: carbohydrate transport; transmembrane transport. Lineage: Eukaryota; Fungi; Ascomycota; Pichiomycetes; Serinales; Metschnikowiaceae. Bases 1 to 1707 code for a protein of 568 amino acids. The transcript has a single exon.